Molecule: messenger RNA, 1729 nt
Organism: Solanum dulcamara
Lineage: Eukaryota; Viridiplantae; Streptophyta; Magnoliopsida; Solanales; Solanaceae
Product: protein PEP-RELATED DEVELOPMENT ARRESTED 1, chloroplastic
Exons: 9
Coding region: 156-1337 (393 amino acids)
Biological process (GO): regulation of DNA-templated transcription
Cellular component (GO): chloroplast nucleoid
Source: RefSeq, a predicted model, not a curated record
GGGCCGUCUUAGGUCAGCUAGUAGAGUGCAAGGCUUUUAACCAUGCGGUCGUGGUUCGACCGGCGUUUUCCAUUUUUUAAAAAUUUUGCAUCUAAUCCCACACCCUGAAAAAAUAAAAAAUAACAAUUGUAAUCCCCUCUUUCGUCAUUUCAUCCAUGGCGUUUCUCUCAAUCCCUCUCAUUUUCUUUCGAGCUGCUCCUGCAAUUCCAUCUUGUUACUCGACUCUAUCAGCAUACCAUUUUCUUCAACCAGAAAUUCGCAAUCAGUAUUCAUUGCAAGUGAAGUCAUCCUGCAGACUAAACCUUUCGGCAUUAUGCACGAGUUGCGAGGUUGGCGCAGGAUUUUUGGCGGAGGAAUUCGGAGCUCAAAAUGGAAGAAUGGAAAAUCAUGGACCUGAAAUUGGAGAUUUCGAUAGUUCUCAGUAUGAAGUUCUUCUUAAAGGUGGUGAACAAGUUACUUCCGUCCUUGAAGAAAUGGCCAAGCUAUUGGAAGAUAUGAAGAUGGAUGAAGCAUCUGAAGAGGUAGCAGUGCAAUUGGCUGCACAAGGAGUGAUUGGGAAAAGAGUUGAUGAAAUGGAGUCCGGGUUCAUGAUGGCCCUUGAUUACAUGAUCCAAACUGCUGACAAGGACCAGGAUGACAAGCGCAAAUCACUCUUGGAAGUUAUCAAGGAGACUGUAUUAUCCCAUCUUACCAAGAAGUGCCCCCCUCAUGUUCAAGUCAUAGGCCUGCUCUGUAGAACUCCCCAAAAAGAAAGCAGACAUGAAUUGCUUAGGCGAGUAGCUGCCGGUGGUGGAGUAUUUCAAAGUGAGAAUGGCACAAAAGUCCAUCUUCCUGGGGCAAAUUUGAAUGAUAUAGCUAACCAAGCGGAUGAUAUUCUGGAGACGAUGGAAUCUCGUUCUGUUGUCCCUGACAGGAAGUUACUAGCUAGGUUAGUUUUAAUAAGAGAAGAAGCUAGGAACAUGAUGGGAGGUGGAAUACUUGAUGAAAGAAAUGAUCGUGGCCUGAAUAUUCUUCCUGAAUCAGAGGUGAACUUUUUAACUAAACUUGUUUCCAUAAGACCAGGCAAAACUGUACGCGACAUGAUAAAAAACGUGAUGCUUGGUAAAGAAGAAGGUGCAGACAGUUCGGAUGAUGAAGUUGGUUCUGCUGGUGGAAUUGCAGGAAGGGCAAGCGUAAGUGGGCGAAAACCAUCACCUGUGCGUCCUGGCAUGUUUCUUGAAACAGUUUCUAAGGUGUUAGGUGGCAUAUAUGGAGGAAAUGUCUCUGGAGUCACAGCACAGCAUCUUGAAUGGGUUCAUCAGAACACACUUCAAAUACUUCAAGAGAUUGCAUUCUAGUUGUUCCUUGCACUACUUCCCAGGAACUCUCGAUAUAUCCUGCUUACUUAUCUUGGAAGCUUCAAAAAAUUUGGUAUUUGAAUAUUCAUCAUAAUCCAUGUGUGAUUUUUAUUUUAUUUUAUUUGUUUUUUUUGGGGUUGAGGGAGGGUGGGGGUGGGGCUGGACUUUUCAUCUUAUACAGCAGUCUUCUUUAGUGCACAAAGAAUUUUAUGGUACUUAUGUAAGUAUAGUUGUCAGACGAACAUGAAUGGUCUAGAAGGUAAACAUGUAGAAUUUGAAGUAAAAUUCUGAGACAUCUACUGUUUUGGGAACACCCAAAGCAGAGCACAAGUACAGGUGUAAAAAGAUUUGACGCAAGUAAUGCUAUAUUCACUUUAUUUUGUAAUUUUCAA